UACCCCAGGCUUGGUAGCGUCAGCAAUAGAAAUUUAUUUCUCACAGUUCCAGAGACUAGGAGGUCCAAAAUCAAGGUCAGGAAGGGGUAUCUCUCUGUGAAGAAAGCAAUAUGUUGUGACAACCUCAGAUCCAAGAAAUUCAACAAACCCAGGCACAAGCAACAUGAAGAAAAUUAUAGCAAGGCGCAAAUCAAAUUUCCCCGAACUAAUGAUAAAGAGAGGAACCUAGGAACCAGAGAAGAAAGCCUCGUUACAUAUACAGGAACAAAGUUCUUCCAGACGCUUCCUGAGAGAAUGGGGGCAGGAGCUCUAGCCAUCUGUCAAAGUAAAGCAGCGGUUCGGCUGAAAGAAGACAUGAAAAAGAUAGUGGCAGUGCCAUUAAAUGAACAGAAGGAUUUUACCUAUCAGAAGUUAUUUGGAGUCAGUCUCCAAGAACUUCAACGGCAGGGGCUCACCGAGAAUGGCAUUCCAGCAGUAGUGUGGAAUAUAGUGGAAUAUUUGACGCAGCAUGGACUUACCCAAGAAGGUCUUUUUAGAGUGAAUGGUAACGUGAAGGUGGUGGAACAACUUCGACUGAAGUUCGAGAGUGGAGUGCCCGUGGAGCUCGGGAAGGACGGUGAUGUCUGCUCAGCAGCCAGUCUGUUGAAGCUGUUUCUGAGGGAGCUGCCCGACAGUCUGAUCACCUCGGCGUUGCAGCCUCGAUUCAUUCAGCUCUUUCAGGAUGGCAGAAAUGAUGUUCAGGAGAAUAGCUUAAGAGACUUAAUAAAAGAGCUGCCAGACACCCACUACUGCCUCCUCAAGUACCUUUGCCAGUUCUUGACAAAAGUAGCCAAGCAUCAUGUGCAGAAUCGCAUGAAUGUUCACAAUCUCGCCACUGUAUUUGGGCCAAAUUGCUUUCAUGUGCCCCCUGGGCUUGAAGGCAUGAAGAAACAGGACCUGUGCAACAAGAUAAUGGCUAAAAUUCUAGAAAAUUACAAUACCCUGUUUGAAGUAGAGUAUACAGAAAAUGAUCAUCUGAGAUGUGAAAACCUGGCUAGGCUUAUCAUAGUAAAAGAGGCCUGUUAUAAGAACAUCCUUUUAACAAGAGGUUUAGAAAGAGACAUGCCAAAACCACCUCCAAAAACCAAGAUCCCAAAAUCCAGGAGUGAGGGAUCUAUUCAGGCCCACAGAGUACUGCAACCAGAGCUAUCUGAUGGCAUUCCUAAGCUCAGCUUGCGGCUAAGUCAUAGAAAAUCCUGCUUGGAAGACAUGAAUUCAGCAGAGGAUGCUAUUAGUGCCAAGUUGGUACCCAGUUCACAGGAAGAUGAAAGACCUCUGUCACCUUUCUAUUUGAGUGCUCAUGUACCCCAAGUCAGCAAUGUGUCUGCAACCGGAGAACUCUUAGAAAGAACCAUCCGAUCAGCUGUAGAACAACAUCUUUUUGAUGUUAAUAACUCUGGAGGUCAAAGUUCAGAGGACUCAGAAUCUGGAACACCAUCAGCAUCUUCUGCCACAUCUGCCAGACAACGCCGCCGCCAGUCCAAGGAGCAGGAUGAAGUUCGACGUGGGAGAGACAAGGGACUUAUCAACAAAGAAAAUAUUCCUUCUGGGUUCAACCACCUUGAUGAUUGUAUUUUGAAUACUCAGGAAGUCGAAAAAGUACACGAAAAUACUUCUGGUUGUGCUGGAGAAAGGAACAAGCCUAAACGUCAGAAAUCCAGUACUAAAUUUUCUGAGCUUCAUGACAAUCAAGAUGGUCUUGUGAAUAUGGAAAGUCUCAAUUCCACACGAUCUCAUGAGAGAACUGGACCUGAUGAUUUUGAACGGAUGUCCGAUGAAAGGAAAGGAAAUGAAAAAGAUGGUGGACACACUCAGCAUUUCGAGAGCCCCACAAUGAAGAUCCAGGAGCAUCCCAGCCUAUCUGACACCAAACAGCAGAGGAAUCAAGAUGCCGGUGACCAGGGGGAGAGCUUUGUCUCCGAAGUGCCCCAGUUGGACCUGACUGCAUUGUGUGAUGAAAAGAACUGGGAAGAGCCUGCCCCUGCUUUCUCCUCCUGGCAGCGGGAGAACAGUGACUCUGAUGAAGCCCACCUCUCGCCGCAGGCUGGGCGCCUGAUCCGUCAGCUGCUGGACGAAGACAGUGACCCCAUGCUCUCUCCUCGGUUCUACGCUUACGGGCAGAGCAGACAAUACCUGGAUGACACAGAAGUGCCUCCUUCCCCACCAAACUCCCAUUCUUUCAUGAGGCGGCGAAGCUCCUCUCUGGGGUCCUAUGAUGAUGAGCAAGAGGACCUGACACCUGCCCAGCUCACACGAAGGAUUCAGAGCCUUAAAAAGAAGAUCCGGAAGUUUGAAGAUAGAUUCGAAGAAGAGAAGAAGUACAGACCUUCCCACAGUGACAAAGCAGCCAAUCCAGAGGUUCUGAAAUGGACAAAUGACCUUGCCAAAUUCCGGAGACAACUUAAAGAAUCAAAACUAAAGAUAUCUGAAGAGGACCUAACUCCCAGGAUGCGGCAGCGAAGCAACACACUCCCCAAGAGUUUUGGUUCCCAACUUGAGAAAGAAGAUGAGAAGAAGCAAGAGUUGGUGGAUAAAGCAAUAAAGCCCAGUGUUGAAGCCACACUGGAAUCUAUUCAGAGGAAGCUCCAGGAGAAGCGAGCGGAAAGCAGCCGUCCUGAGGACAUUAAGGAUAUGACCAAAGACCAGAUUGCUAAUGAGAAAGUGGCUCUGCAGAAAGCUCUGUUAUAUUAUGAAAGCAUUCAUGGACGGCCGGUAACAAAGAAUGAACGGCAGGUCAUGAAGCCACUAUAUGACAGGUACCGGCUGGUCAAACAGAUCCUGUCCCGAGCUAACACCAUACCCAUCAUUGGUUCCCCCUCCAGCAAGCGGAGAAGCCCUUUGCUGCAACCAAUUAUCGAGGGCGAAACUGCUUCCUUCUUCAAGGAGAUCAAGGGGAGGGGAAGGAAGAGAGGGAGCGGAAAACUGAUGUGCACAGCCGGUGUCCCAGGUGUGCCUUAUGAGGAAGAAGAGGAGGGGUCAGAAGACGAUAGCAAUGUGAAGCCAGACUUGAUGGUCACUCUGAAAACCGAUUUCAGUGCACGAUGCUUUCUGGACCAAUUCGAAGAUGAUGCUGAUGGGUUUAUUUCCCCAAUGGAUGAUAAAAUACCAUCAAAAUGCAGCCAGGACACAGGGCUUUCAAAUCUCCAUGCUGCCUCAAUACCUGAACUCCUGGAACACCUCCAGGAAAUGAGAGAAGAAAAGAAAAGGAUUCGAAAGAAACUUCGAGAUUUUGAAGACAACUUUUUCAGACAGAAUGGAAGAAAUGUCCAGAAGGAAGACCGCACUCCUAUGGCUGAAGAAUACAGUGAAUAUAAGCACAUAAAGGCGAAACUGAGGCUCCUGGAGGUGCUCAUCAGCAAGAGAGACACUGAUUCCAAGUCCAUGUGAGGGGCAUGACCGAGCACAGGGGGCUGGCAGCUGCGGUGAGAGUUUACUCUCCCCUGAGAAAGUGUAGCUCUGGAAGGCAGCCUUGGGGCUGGCCCUGCAAAGCAUGCAGCCCUUCUGCCUCUAGCCCAUUUGGCAUCGGCUCCUGUUUCCAUUGCCUGCCUUAGAAACUGGCUGGAAGAAGACAAUGUGACCUGACUUAGGCAUUUUGUAAUUGGAAAGUCAAGAUUGCAGUAUGUGCACAUACGCACGCGCGUGCACCCACACAGACACACACACACAGUAGUGGAGUUUUCCUAACACUAGCAGAGAUGAAUCACUACAUUAAACAACACUCAUCUACAGAGAAUAUACACUGUUUUUCCCUGGAUAACUGAGAAAUAUGAGACCAUUCUCUGUCUAACUGUGAUGAAAACAAGCUCAGGACUUUAUUCUAUAGAGCAAACUUGCUGUGGAGGGCCAUGCUCUCCUUGGACCCAGUUAAGUGCGAACGUGCAUUGGAGCCCUAUUUGCUGCCGCUGCCAUUCUAGUGACCUUUCCACAGAGCUGCGCCUUCCUCACGUGUGUGAAAGGUUUUCCCCUUCAGCCCUCAGGUAGAUGGAAGCUGCAUCUGCCCACGAUGGCAGUGCAGUCAUCAUCUUCAGGGUGUUUCUUCAGGACUUCCUCAGCUGACAAGGAAUUUUGGUCCCUGCCUAGGACCGGGUCAUCUGCAGAGGACAGAGAGAUGGUAAGCAGCUGUAUGAAUGCUGAUUUUAAAACCAGGUGAUGGGAGAAGAGCCUGGAGAUUCUUUCCUGAACACUGACUGCACUUACCAGUCUCAGAUUUUAUCAUCAAACACCAAGCCAGGCCAGCAUGCUCAUGGCAACCUGUUUGGGGCUGUUUUGUUGUGGCACUAGCCAAACAUAAAGGGGCUUAAGUCAGCCUGCAUACAGAGGAUCAGGGGAGAGAAGGGGCCUGUGUUCUCAGCCUCCUGAGUACUUACCAGAGUUUAAUUUAAAAAAAAAAAAAAAAUCUGCACUAAAAUCCCCAAACUGACAGGUAAAUGUACCCCUCAGAACUCAGCCUAAGGCAGAAUCUAAAUCACACUAUUUUUGUGAUCAUGUAUAAAAAGAAAAGUCAUGCUGUGUGGCCAAUUAUAAUUUUUUCAAAGACUUUGUCACAAAGCUGUCUAUAUUAGACAUUUUGGAGGGACCAGGAAAUGUAAGACACCAAAUCAUCCAUCUCUUCAGUGUGCUUGAUGUCACCUCAUGAUUUGUUGUUACUUUUUUAACUCCUGCACCAAGGACAGUGGGUUCUGGGUCCACCUUUGUGCUUUGGGAGGCCGAGCCCAGGCGUCUGCUCGCCCGCCACGGCUGACCAGAGAAGGUGCUUCAGGAGCUCUGCCUUUGACGAUGUGUUACAGGAUGAACACACAGCAGAGGCACCCUCCUGUAUGUUUUGAAAGUUGCCUUCUGAAAGGGCACAGUUUUAAGGAAAAGAAAAAGAAUGUAAAACUAUACUGACCAGUUUUCAGUUUUAAAGGGUCGUGAGAAACUGGCUGGUCCGAUGGGAUUUACAGCAACAUUUUCCAUUGCUGAAGUGAGGCAGCAGCUCUCCUCUGUCAGCUGAAUGUUAAGGAUGGGGAGAAAGAAUGCCUUUAAGUAAGUUUGCUCUUAAUCGUAUGGAAGCUUGAGCUAUGUGUUGGAAGUGCCCUGGUUUUAAUCCACACACAAAGACGGUACAUAAUCCUACAGGUUUAAAUGUACAUAAAAAUAUAGUUUGGAAUUCUUUGCUCUACUGUUUACAUUGCAGAUUGCUAUAAUUUCAAGGAGUGAGAUUAUAAAUAAAAUGAUGCACUUUAGGAUGUUUCCUAUUUUUGAAAUCUGAACAUGAAUCAUUCACAUGACCAAAAAUUGUGUUUUUUUAAAAAUACAUGUCUAGUCUGUCCUUUAAUAGCUCUCUUAAAUAAGCUAUGAUAUUAAUCAGAUCAUUACCACUGAGCUUUUAAAGCACAUUUGUUUAAGACUAUGUUUUUGGAAAAUACGCUACAGAAUUUUUUUUUAAGCUACAAAUGAGAUGCUACUAAUUGUUUUGGAAUCUGCUGUUUCUGCCAAAGGUAAAUUAACAAAAGAUUUAUUCAGGAAUCCCCAUUUGAAUUUGUAUGAUUCAAUAAAAGAAAACACCAAGUUAUAUAAAA
Molecule: messenger RNA, 5600 nt
Organism: Symphalangus syndactylus (siamang)
Lineage: Eukaryota; Metazoa; Chordata; Mammalia; Primates; Hylobatidae
Gene: FAM13A
Product: family with sequence similarity 13 member A
Biological process (GO): signal transduction
Source: RefSeq, a predicted model, not a curated record